GAAUCUCUCUUUCCUCUUCCACCAUAUAAACAGUGAAAAGCCAUCAAGUGCUCUCUCCCUCUAUCUCUCUCCUAUUUUUAAUUUCUCUUCCUGUAACCCCUAGAACCAGAAAACAAUGAAUCCAAAUCUCCUUGAGAAAGAUCUAAGUGGUAAGGAAACUACAAAUGGGUCAAGAAGAUACGAAGAAGCAAACAACUUCGGAUCUCUACCAAACUCACACACUGCUGCUUGUAAAACGUCACUCAACAACCUCUCUAUCUCUAGAAACCUUUCUCAUAACAAAUCAGCCUCAGUCUUGCAGUCGGAAGAUGAACAUGGGAAAGAGAGUGGUGAAAACGAAAAGAGUUUAGGAAUGAGGGGUAAAAGUGGAAUUAACACAAAAGUAUGCUCACGAGGACACUGGAGACCAACAGAAGAUGCUAAACUCAAGGAGCUUGUUGCCCAGUUUGGUCCCCAAAACUGGAACUUGAUUGCUCACCACCUUCUUGGUAGAUCAGGCAAGAGUUGUAGAUUGAGAUGGUUUAACCAACUAGACCCAAGGAUUAACAAGAGAGCCUUCACGGAGGAAGAAGAGCUUAGGCUUUUAGCAGCUCACCGAGCCUAUGGCAACAAGUGGGCUUUGAUCUCUCGUCUCUUCCCCGGACGUACCGAUAACGCCGUCAAGAACCACUGGCACGUCAUCAUGGCUCGACGGACUAGAGAAAGCCAACGACAACGUCAACAGCCUCCUCCGGCGCUGUCAAGAGACGCUGAAAUGACGGUUUCGUCCUCUUGCCGCUACAAUCAAGGUAAGUUCAUCAAUGGAGAAGAUGAUGAAGAUGACGAUGACGAUGGCUCAGCUGUCUCGACUUGUACGACGGAGCUCUCUCUCACUCCGCCUUCUUCAGCUUACCAGCCUCGCUUCUUUAAUUACGAUAAUACCCUUGCAUCAGGCAAAGAUGGUCAGUGUGUGCAGAGAGCAGAAGUAAAUGGCAUAUAUGGUAAAAAGAUGGACCAUCAAAAUCACCACACAAUCUCAGUCAGUGAAAGAAAGGUGGAGCUGAAGAUGAAGAAUGGCUAUUACUUCUUUGAUUUUCUUGGAGUUGGAGCUUCUUGAUUAAUUAGUUGCAGAACUAGGGUUCAAUGUUGAGGGAAUUGUGAGAUAAAAAAUGGCUUUAGUUUCUUCUAUUCUCCUUGUUAAUUUUAGGCAUGUUUGUUUAACAUCUUAAUUUGGGCUUUGGAAGAAGUUGGCUGGGGUAUAAGGGAAAACUGGAAAAAAAAAAUCAAGAAGUUAGUAAUUAAGAAAUAAAAUAAAAAGUUGAAUAUAAUUAUCCUCUUUCCAGUAGAACUAAGAUAAGUUUCCAUAAAA
Messenger RNA from Arabidopsis lyrata subsp. lyrata, 1348 nucleotides. Its product is annotated as transcription factor MYB56. Gene Ontology annotation, biological process: regulation of DNA-templated transcription. The record is from RefSeq and is a predicted model, not a curated record. The transcript is spliced from 3 exons. Lineage: Eukaryota; Viridiplantae; Streptophyta; Magnoliopsida; Brassicales; Brassicaceae. Gene Ontology annotation, molecular function: DNA-binding transcription factor activity, RNA polymerase II-specific; RNA polymerase II cis-regulatory region sequence-specific DNA binding. Gene Ontology annotation, cellular component: nucleus. The coding region runs from base 116 to 1096 and encodes 326 amino acids.